UUGGGGACAAAGUCUCUCCUGAAUGCGGAGAAGCUCCUUUCAGCUCCUGUGGGACACAGCCAGAGCCAUCACGCUGGAGAACACCCUUGUCAUCCUGUCAACGGUGGCCCCUGACGCAGGUCGCUACUACGUGCAGGCUGUUAACGACAAGAAUGGGGAUAACAAGACCAGCCAGCCCAUCACGCUCGCCGUGGAGAAUGUAGGGGGGCCUGCAGACCCCAUCGCACCCACCAUCAUCAUCCCACCUAAAAACACCAGCGUGGUGGCCGGGACCUCGGAGGUUACCUUGGAGUGUGUGGCCAAUGCCAGGCCCCUGAUCAAGCUGCAUAUAAUUUGGAAGAAGGACGGGAUGUUGCUGUCAGGCGGCAUCAGUGACCACAACCGCCGGCUCACCAUCCCCAACCCCACUGGCAGCGACGCUGGCUACUACGAGUGCGAGGCUGUCCUGCGCAGCAGCAGCGUCCCCUCUGUGGUCCGGGGCGCCUACCUCUCGGUGCUGGAACCACCUCAGUUUGUCAAGGAGCCAGAAAGACACAUCACUGCAGAGAUGGAGAAAGUGGUGGACAUCCCCUGUCGGGCCAAAGGUGUGCCGCCGCCCUCCAUCACCUGGUACAAGGAUGCGGCCGUGGUGGAGGUGGAGAAGCUGGCCCGCUUCCGGCAGCGCAGCGACGGGGGCCUGCAGAUCAGCGGCCUGGUGCCCGAUGACACCGGCAUGUUCCAGUGCUUCGCCCGCAAUGCAGCCGGCGAGGUGCAAACUUCCACCUACCUGGCUGUCACCAGCAUCGCCCCUAACAUCACCAGAGGCCCCCUGGACAGCACGGUGAUCGAUGGCAUGUCAGUGGUGCUAGCAUGUGAGACCUCGGGGGCGCCCCGACCAGCUAUCACUUGGCAGAAAGGGGAGCGCAUCUUGGCCAGUGGCUCCGUGCAGCUGCCUCGCUUUACGCCCCUGGAGUCGGGCAGCCUUCUCAUCAGCCCCACACAUAUCUCCGAUGCGGGGACCUACACCUGCCUGGCCACCAACUCUCGGGGGGUCGACGAGGCCUCAGCAGACCUAGUCGUUUGGGCUCGGACCCGCAUCACCAAGCCCCCGCAGGACCAGAGUGUCAUCAAGGGCACCCAGGCCUCCAUGGUGUGCGGAGUGAGCCAUGACCCCCGAGUGACGGUCAGGUACAUCUGGGAGAAGGACGGGGCCACCCUGGGCGUGGAGAGCAAUCCCCGUAUCCGCCUGGACAGAAACGGCUCCCUGCACAUCUCACAGACGUGGUCGGGAGACAUCGGCACGUACACCUGCCGGGUGAUCUCGGCGGGAGGCAACGACUCUCGCAGUGCCCACCUGCGAGUCAGGCAACUGCCCCACGCACCCGAGCACCCAGUGGCCACUCUCAGCACCGUGGAAAGACGAGCCAUCAACCUGACGUGGACCAAGCCCUUUGACGGCAACAGCCCCCUGCUCCGCUACGUCCUGGAGAUGUCGGAGAACAAUGCCCCCUGGACUAUACUCCUGGCCAGUGUGGACCCCAAAGCUACCUCAGUGACAGUCAAGGGCCUGGUUCCUGCACGCUCCUACCAGUUCCGUCUUUGUGCCGUCAACGAUGUGGGGAAAGGACAGUUCAGCAAAGACACCGAGAGGGUCUCCCUCCCUGAGGAGCCCCCCACGGCCCCUCCACAGAACGUCAUUGCCAGCGGUCGAACCAACCAGUCCAUCAUGAUCCAGUGGCAGCCGCCUCCUGAGAGCCACCAGAAUGGGAUUCUCAAGGGCUACAUCAUCAGGUACUGCCUGGCCGGGCUGCCCGUGGGGUACCAGUUUAAGAACAUCACGGACGCUGAUGUAAACAACCUGCUGCUGGAGGACCUCAUCAUUUGGACCAACUAUGAGAUCGAGGUGGCUGCUUACAACAGCGCUGGGCUGGGCGUCUACAGCAGUAAAGUCACCGAGUGGACGCUGCAGGGAGUCCCAGCUCUGCCUCUUGCUGGCGACCUGCACGCACAUAGUAAGAGUUCAACAGGGCUUGGCCUCCUCUGGAACCUUCCUGCUGCCCUGUGUGACUUGCUGGCCUCUCUGCAGCUGAUCGCCUGGGAGCCAGAGCAGGAAGAGGAGGUUACCAUGGUGACCGCCCGGCCUAACUUUCAAGACAGCAUCCACGUGGGCUUCGUGUCUGGCCUGAAGAAGUUCACCGAGUACUUCACCUCGGUGCUGUGUUUCACCACCCCCGGGGAUGGGCCACGCAGCACCCCGCAGCUGGUGCGCACCCAUGAGGAUGUGCCUGGGCCCGUGGGACACCUGAGCUUCAGUGAGAUUCUGGACACGUCGCUGAAGGUCAGCUGGCAAGAGCCGGGAGAGAAAAACGGCAUCCUCACAGGGUACCGGAUCUCCUGGGAGGAGUACAACCGAACCAACACCCGUGUGACCCACUACCUGCCCAAUGUGACCCUGGAGUACCGUGUCACAGGCCUCACCGCACUUACCACCUACACCAUUGAGGUGGCCGCCAUGACCUCGAAGGGCCAGGGCCAAGUGUCCGCCUCCACCAUCUCUUCUGGGGUGCCCCCAGAACUCCCAGGACCCCCCACCAACCUGGGCAUUUCCAACAUCGGCCCCCGCUCCGUGACCUUGCAGUUCAGGCCCGGCUACGAUGGGAAAACCUCCAUCUCCCGCUGGCUGGUGGAAGCCCAGGUAGGCGUGGUCGGGGAGGGAGAGGAGUGGUUGCUGAUCCACCAGCUCUCCAACGAGCCCGAUGCCCGCUCCAUGGAGGUGCCCGACCUCAACCCCUUCACCUACUACAGCUUCCGCAUGCGCCAGGUGAACAUCGUGGGCACCAGCCCCCCCAGUCAGCCUUCUAGAAAGAUCCAGACCCUGCAGGCACCCCCUGACAUGGCCCCAGCCAACGUGUCUCUGCGCACGGCCAGUGAGACCAGCCUGUGGCUGCGCUGGAUGCCUCUCCCGGAGAUGGAAUACAAUGGGAACCCUGAGUCCGUGGGCUACAAGAUCAAGUACAGCCGGUCAGAUGGGCACGGCAAGACGCUGAGCCACGUGGUGCAGGACCGCGUGGAGCGGGAGUACACCAUUGAGGACUUGGAGGAGUGGACGGAGUACCGCGUCCAGGUCCAGGCCUUCAAUGCCAUCGGGAGCGGGCCCUGGAGCCAGACGGUGGUGGGCAGGACCCGGGAGUCAGUCCCCUCUUCUGGCCCCACCAACGUGUCCGCACUGGCCACCACCUCCAGCAGCAUGCUGGUGCGCUGGAGCGAGGUCCCCGAAGCUGAUCGCAAUGGGCUUGUGCUGGGCUAUAAGGUGAUAUAUAAGGAGAAGGACUCGGACGCCCAGCCCCGAUUCUGGCUGGUGGAAGGCAACUCGUCUCGCAGUGCCCAGCUCACCGGCUUGGGCAAAUAUGUGCUCUAUGAGGUCCAGGUGCUGGCCUUCACACGCAUCGGGGACGGCAGCCCCAGCCACCCUCCCAUCCUGGAGCGGACGCUGGACGAUGUCCCAGGACCACCCAUGGGCAUCCUGUUCCCAGAGGUGCGGACCACGUCGGUGCGGCUGAUCUGGCAGCCCCCUGCUGCCCCCAAUGGCAUCAUUCUUGCUUACCAGAUCACACACCGGCUCAACACCACCACGGCCAACACCGCCACCGUGGAGGUGCUGGCACCCAGCGCCCGGCAGUACACAGCUACGGGUCUCAAGCCAGAGUCUGUCUACCUGUUCCGCAUCACGGCCCAGACCCGCAAGGGCUGGGGAGAUGCUGCCGAGGCCUUGGUGGUGACCACCGAGAAGAGAGACCGCCCGCAGCCCCCCAGCAGGCCCGUGGUGCAGCAGGAGGAUGUGAGAGCACGCAGCGUGCUGCUGUCCUGGGAGCCGGGGAGCGACGGGCUCUCCCCUGUGCGCUACUACACCAUCCAGACCCGCGAGCUGCCCAGCGGCAGGUGGACACUGCACUCGGCCUCCGUGAGCCACAACGCCUCCAGCUUCAUUGUGGACAGGCUGAAGCCCUUCACAUCCUACAAGUUCCGAGUGAAGGCGACCAAUGACAUUGGCGACAGCGAGUUCAGCGAGGAGUCGGAGUCGCUGACCACCCUGCAGGCCGCCCCCGAUGAAGCACCCACCAUCCUCUCAGUGACGCCCCACACCACCACCUCCGUGCUAAUCCGAUGGCAGCCGCCAGCAGAGGACAAGAUCAAUGGCAUCCUCCUGGGCUUCCGGAUCCGAUACCGGGAGCUGCUCUAUGAAGGACUGAGGGGCUUCACGCUUCGAGGCAUCAACAACCCAGGCGCCACAUGGGCCGAGCUUACCUCCAUGUACUCCAUGCGGAACCUGAGCCGGCCCAGCCUCACCCAGUACGAGCUGGACAACCUGAACAAGCACAGGCGGUACGAGAUACGGAUGAGCGUGUACAACGCUGUGGGCGAGGGGCCCUCCAGCACCCCGCAGGAAGUCUUUGUCGGGGAGGCAGUGCCCACAGCAGCACCUCGUAACGUGGUCGUCCACGGCGCCACGGCCACACAGCUGGACGUGACUUGGGAGCCACCUCCGCUGGACAGCCAGAAUGGAGACAUCCAGGGGUACAAGAUUUAUUUCUGGGAAGCCCAGCGGGGGAACCUCACGGAGCGAGUGAAGACGCUUUUCCUGGCUGAGAACAGUGUGAAGCUCAAGAACUUGACGGGUUACACGGCCUACAUGGUCAGCGUGGCCGCCUUCAACGCCGCUGGGGAUGGGCCUCGGAGCACCCCCACCCAAGGCCAGACCCAGCAAGCAGCCCCCAGCGCUCCCAGCUCCGUCAAGUUCAGUGAGCUGACCACAACCUCGGUGAACGUGUCCUGGGAAGCCCCGCAGUUCCCCAACGGCGUCCUGGGGGGCUAUCGGCUGGUGUACGAACCCUGCAGCCCCGUGGAUGGCGUCAGCAAGAUCGUGACAGUGGACGUGAAGGGGAACAGCCCCCUGUGGCUGAAGGUGAAGGACCUGGCGGAGGGGGUGACCUACAGGUUCCGCAUCAGAGCCAAGACCUUCACCUACGGGCCGGAGAUCGAAGCUAACGUCACCACAGGCCCCGGAGAAGGUGCCCCAGGACCGCCCGGCGUGCCCAUCAUCGUGCGGUACAGCUCCGCCAUCGCCAUCCACUGGUCCAGCGGAGACCCGGGCAAAGGGCCCAUCACCCGCUACGUCAUCGAGGCCAGGCCUUCAGACGAGGGACUAUGGGACAUCCUCAUCAAAGACAUCCCCAAGGAGGUGAGCUCCUACACGUUCAGCAUGGACAUCCUGAAACCGGGCGUGAGCUAUGACUUCCGGGUCAUCGCGGUCAACGACUACGGCUUCGGCACCCCCAGCAGCCCCUCCCAGUCUGUGCCAGCCCAGAAAGCCAACCCCUUCUACGAGGAGUGGUGGUUCUUGGUGGUCAUCGCCCUGGUUGGCCUCAUCUUCAUUCUGCUUCUGGUCUUCGUGCUCAUCAUCCGGGGCCAGAGCAAGAAGUACGCCAAGAAGACAGAUUCAGGGAACAGUGCCAAGUCUGGAGCCCUAGGCCACAGCGAGAUGAUGAGCUUAGAUGAAAGCAGCUUCCCUGCCCUGGAACUCAACAACAGGCGGCUCUCCGUCAAGAAUUCUUUCUGCCGAAAGAACGGCCUGUACACCAGGUCUCCCCCCAGGCCCAGCCCGGGCAGCCUGCACUACUCGGAUGAGGAUGUCACCAAGUACAAUGACCUCAUCCCUGCAGAGAGCAGCAGCCUGACCGAGAAGCCCUCAGAAAUCUCCGACUCUCAGGGAAGUGACAGCGAGUACGAGGUCGACUCAAACCACCAGAAGGCCCACUCCUUUGUCAACCACUACAUCAGUGACCCCACAUACUACAACUCGUGGCGGCGGCAGCAAAAGGGCAUCUCAAGGGCACAGGCCUACAGCUACACUGAGAGCGACUCGGGUGAGCCGGAUCACGCUGCCGUCACCAACAACACCAGCACCCAGCAGGGCAGCCUCUUUCGGCCCAAGGCCAGUCGGACUCCAACGCCCCAGAACCCCCCUAAUCCCCCAAGUCAGCAGAGCACCCUCUACCGUCCCCCCAGCAGCCUGGCCCCUGGCUCCCGGGCUCCCAUAGCAGGAUUUUCAUCAUUUGUUUGACAUCGGAAGAGGAAAAAGCAAGAAAGAGAAAAGGCACCAAACUCCUCCUUCGCCCUCCUCUCACCGCCUGCCAGAAACACCAAGAAACCAAGUCAACUUUUCACCUCCUGAGUUUAUUUUUCCAGAGAUUCCAGGGCCAGCAAAGCCGGCGUUCAGAGGGAGGGAGAAAACCGUGAGAGGAUGUGUGUGGCCAGCAGCUCUUCAGCUUUGAGAUGGUGGGGUUCACUGCUCCCUUGGGAAUUACACGGAGCUGGGGAAGUGGUUGUGUCACUGCUGUGGACACAGAGUGGGGUGGGCCUCUGGAGAGAGAGGGGGAGCGAAGGCUGAGGACUGGAGGCCGCCAGGCAGGCGUGGCUAAGGAAGAAGCUUCUGGAUGUCCACCCAGCUGCCCCCUUCCAGUCCCUGCGGGACCACCGGACCCACUGCCACUGCUCUCUGCAAAAAGGAUGGGCAUCCCGGAGGCCACGCCUGCCUUCUCUCCCUGCUCCUCCUUCCCCUCUCCCUCCAUGCACCAUCACCAUGGCUGGCAGGCAUCGGACAGCCUUGUCCAGACCCCCUGUCCUGUCUUGGCAACCUCUACUGCCCACCUCCCCUGCUCAACUUCUCCACCAAGCAUUUGGUUUAUUUAGAAAAAGGAAGAGAAAAAAAAAACUAAAGGGUGAGAAUUUGCGUAGCGCCUUCCUUGUUCCUGCAUAUUUUUUUAAAAUUUGAAACCAAGGAAGUGAGUCCAAGGGUAGAGGAGAAAUCCCCCACAACUGACCCUGCCUCCCCGUGCUGGAACUGACUUUCCUGCGCACGGACAAGGAAAGGUGGAGUCUGGGGAGCAGAGGUGUAAAUAAGGCAACUGGCCUGGGCACUGUGGGAUAAUUAGGUUUAAUGCAUUGUGGGCAAGAUAAGAAUGACGCUGUGACUGUUCUCUUUCUUCCAAUCCAGGUUCCAUCUGUCCCAUCUUUAAAGGACUAGUCAGCUUCCCUAGGCUGGGGAGUGGGGCACAGGUGAGGGAUCUCCCUCUGGGCAGACACGUCACUCUCCAGUGGAUAGAUCCUCACCACACACACACACACACACACACACACACACCUCCCAUGCACUUGCAAGGAACAGGGUCUAGGAAUCCUCUCCAGAACAGACUCAUUUGGGUCCUCCUAGCCAGACAGCACACUCACUUUCAGAUCUGUGUCCCUCUCGCUGUCGCCUGGCAGCCUCCUAAGCACAGACGCAUAGGAGCCCAGAGGGGUGGCCCAAGUCCCUGGUCCAGAGGCUGGAACACCCAGAAUUUGCUCAGUCUGCCUAGCACCCAGUUUACAGACAAAGAAGCAGAAGCACCCUAACCUCCAGCAACAGCUUCCAGGCUGGGCUUUGCCUGGCCAGGGCCGGGAGGGGAAGGGGCAGGUCAGGAAGCUCAGUCCAAAGUGGACCCAGCAUUGGAAUUGCACGCCCAGCAGGGGCAGGUCAGAUGGGACCAAGUGACAAGAAUAGCUGAUGGGAGGGAAAGCCUUUACACACACACACACAUGCGCGCACACACACACACACACACACAAUCUGCUCCAAGGAGUGUUCUGAAAAAAGCCACAUCUUGUGGCCAGGAUCUUCCUCUCCACCUGGUACUUACAGAUCUUACGGAUGCCAGGGUUUAGGGAGAGGCCUUUCCAUCUAACUCCAUAGGUUGUCCAAGGCCCUCUGUGAGCUCAGCCAGCCCUGUAAGGCCAGCCCAACACCUGCCCUACCGCUGAGAUGAGUGGCAGAUGGCCCGCAGAGGCCUGUCCGAUUCAGCGUGGGCCCCUUCGUGGAGCAGGGCUCUCUGUGUGUGCUGUGCACAGGCGCUGCUGGCCCUGCCCAAGAGGAGAUGAUGCCCUAUUGGGGUGGGUGAGCAGAGUUCGAGGAAGCCUAAGUAGGAGAUUGGGGAAACAAACCAAGGUAAGAGAGAGCCUGGACCCCUCCCCACCAGCCCCUAGGCAGUCACUGUGCUAAUGGUGACCGGGAAGGGAAGUCAGGGUCUGGGGCUCAAAGAACGGGCACACCCAGCCGUGAGUUUUUCCGGAAGCACUUGACCCCUGGGAAAUGUGAACAGGGCGGUGCUGGAAGAUGGCUCAGCAGACAGGCCAGCCCAGCUCCAGUGUCCGAACAGUGAUUUCUCCAGUGAGGAGGCCUUGGAAGGGAAGCACAGUCUUCCCCGAAGGAGAACCAAGGGCUGAGGUUUUGCCCCUCCAGGAAGUAAGGUGCUCUCGGGGCCUCCUUGGACUCAUCUGGGGGCUGCAGUGGAGUCAGCCGGACACCCUGCCCCACCCCUGCCUCCUCCGCCCCCACCCUCUGCAGCAUCUGGCGUCUCCAUGACAGCACAUCUGCAGCUGCCGGCCUGUGAUCCUGCUGCGCGGCUCUUCUUUUCUUUCCUCUCAUCUUUUUUUUUUUUAAAUAACUUCAUCCUUUUCCCUCUCUGCUGAGCAUUUAUCCAUUUAAGGAAGUUCCCAGUUUGCAUUAGGGAAUUAUUUUAGCCCAGCCCAGUGAGGGAUUAUUUGGGAGGAAGCAGGGGUGAGUAAAAACAUUGUGUCUGUGUAUAUAUCGCACAUGAGGCCAAUUUUCCUUUGCCUUUAAUGAAUCACCUAGUGCACUAAGAUAUUCCACCCCCUGCCUUCCCCACACGCUCAUUCGCACCCGUGCUAACACCUACGUGUACACGCGGGAUGGUGCCCAUGCACACCUGUGCUCACGCACAUGCACACACAAAUAUGCACAGAACACACAUCUGUCUGUGUGUUAGCAAAGAGACUCCUGCAGCUCCCUCUGAUGGCUGGAGCCAUCUCGCCCCUGUGGGGGCACAGGUGGCCUGGGUUGCUUGCACUUGGGGCGUGACUGGGAUCCAUUGUCUGAGAGGGCGAGGACACCAUGCAAAUUUAGACAAGCCCAUGAGAUCAGGCUGGGCCCGCGGUGAAAGUCCCACACUUAGUCAACACCCCCCUAUCCGGAAUAUUGUCUCCGCAGCCCCAGCCACAGCUGGAAGCCCAGGUCUGCAGCUGUGGAACUCUAGAUUUUUUAAGGACACAUCUCUUUGCCCUUGCUUACAUAUCUACUGGGACAGCCGAGGCUCCCAACCCUCCUCCAGACACCUGGCCACGUUAGAAAGGGGUGGUGGGCCCUGCCCAUGGUAAUGGGGACCCUUCCUGGCCUGUGAUUUUCUGAGCCAGUGAUGCCAGGGCCCCUGCCUGUUGUGGGGCUCCACCCAAAGCAGGUUCACACCAGGACACACCUGGCACCUUUGGCAUUGCCUCCCUGUGCCCUAAGCAAUAUCCCAGUGUUGCACCCAGGAGCCCACGCUGGGCACACCAGGGCUUUCCCCUUCCUGGCUGCGCCUCCAGAGUUGACGUCAGCUCCACACCCACACUGCCAAGACAAACCAAAAAGAUGCUCUGGGCUCCAGAGCCACCGUCCUCCUAGGGCCCCAGAGAGCUUGCAAACCCAGGCUGCCUCUCCUUCUGUCCACCCCUCGCCACCUGGCCCCCAAAACUCCCACCCCCAAACCUGACACUGCCGUGAUUUAGAGGAAACAAGGACACAGCAGGGACUGCCCCACCUGCUGCACGCUGCCUCGAGGCCUUCUGUUGCUGCCCACACCUCCCUGGGCAGUGCUUCUAAAGGUGCCAGAGCCUCACCACAGUGCCACUCUGAUUGGGCAGGGGCUUCCCUCAGCUUCCCAGAGUGCACAUCUGAAGGUGCCUACCCUGGGUGAGGGGCUGGUGGGCAGGAAGGUAGAGGGGAGACCAUCUGAGCAGCCACCACCCACUCCCCAGUGCCUCUGUAUGGCCCUUUCCAGGGACACCCACGGGCAUGCGCACAUGGCAAUCCUGACCACCACCUGAGCACAGGUGCCCCCUUGGGACCACCCCCCCUUCUCUUUGUUUCCAUCAGAGUAACCAAAAGCAUUUAAACGUGUUAUCGUUCUCCAUCCAUCUAGACUCCAGAAACAAAAAUCAACACAAAUCUUUAUUUUUUGAUUUAAAAGAUAUAACAAAAAAUUAUGGGGAGAGUAUUCAUUAUGGCAGGUGUCUGUCUGUAAGAAAAAAAUAUAUAUCUCUAUGUCAUAUAGCGUGUUAGCAGGUUUAUUUUUUAAAUGAAAGGUAAGAAAGAUUGAUUUGAAAUAUAUACCACGAGAAGUCCCGUGUCCUGUCAAACUGUCAGUAUUUUAUAAAUAAACUUUUUUUUUU
Messenger RNA from Cercocebus atys (sooty mangabey), 10302 nucleotides. Its product is annotated as protein sidekick-2. The record is from RefSeq and is a predicted model, not a curated record. The transcript has 43 exons. The coding region runs from base 23 to 6100 and encodes 2025 amino acids. Gene Ontology annotation, molecular function: protein binding. Lineage: Eukaryota; Metazoa; Chordata; Mammalia; Primates; Cercopithecidae.